AUGCCUCUCUCGGGACACUGCCUUUGCAAGGCCGUCACGUACACCGUGGACAUUGACGCGCCUCUAAUCACUGCCUAUGAUCACUGUGAUGACAGCCAACGCCAGAGUGGCUCGACCUACUCGCUUAUCGCCGUCGCCUCGCUGUCCACCGUAUCUUCUGCUCUGAGUGUGGUUCUCCGAUCGCCCACGACCCUGAUGCUGCUCCCGAAAUCAUUGCCCCCAAGGCCGGCACUCCCUCGACAUUGGGUUAAGCAGCACUUGAAGCCCGACACCGAGAUCUGGACUGUCAGCAAGCUUCCUUUCUGCCAGGAAUCUCUGGACCACUCGUUCAAGCACAUGCCGGUGUAA
This is a messenger RNA of Penicillium digitatum Pd1, 348 nucleotides long. Its product is annotated as Mss4-like. The record is from RefSeq and is a predicted model, not a curated record. Lineage: Eukaryota; Fungi; Ascomycota; Eurotiomycetes; Eurotiales; Aspergillaceae.